AUUCCCCCCACUGACCCAAAUGAAGGGGCACACUUCCACCCAAUGACACCAACGAUUGGGCACAAUUGCUCUCAAUGACACCAACUAUGGGACCCAAUGACACCAAUGAUGGGUCACAAUGCCUCCCAAAGAUACAAAUGAUGGGGGACAAUUCUUCCCUCUGACACCAAUGAUAGGGCACUCUUCCUCCCACUGACACCAAUAGGGUGAUAUACCUCCCACUGACUCAGAAGAUGGAGCAUUUUCUAUUCCCACUGACGUCAGGACUUUUCUACUCCCAAUGGCCAAAGCUCGUACACUUUACAGAUGGUCUUCUAAUACGUUUCCUGGGGCACUAUUCCAAGCCAAUACUCUUUGCCUUCAUGGAGCCAUCAAGUUCAUUGUCUUGUAAUGCCACAUCAUGUUGCUUCCUAACACUAACCUGCACACUUCCUCAAAUUUAUACCAACCUAUAGGCCAGGCUCCAUGCCCAAGAGAUUUCUGCAUCGCUAUACGACCCAAAGCCUCACUUUAGUGGGGCCCCAUUGAAUUUACACUGCUUCC
Staurois parvus is the source of this 543-nucleotide messenger RNA. The record is from the annotation of a GenBank genome assembly. Lineage: Eukaryota; Metazoa; Chordata; Amphibia; Anura; Ranidae.